Aspergillus aculeatus ATCC 16872 is the source of this 612-nucleotide messenger RNA. RefSeq lists its product as uncharacterized. The coding region runs from base 1 to 612 and encodes 203 amino acids. The transcript is spliced from 2 exons. The record is from RefSeq and is a predicted model, not a curated record. NCBI's taxonomy places the organism in Eukaryota, Fungi, Ascomycota, Eurotiomycetes, Eurotiales, Aspergillaceae.
AUGACUGUCUCUCUCCCUUCCAACGUGCACCACGUGCACAACACCACCUUCACAGCCCUCCUCCAAAGCCUCCGCCAACGCGACCUCAAGCCCUCAGAGGUCCGCUCCCUGGUCCGUGAAAUGACCACUACCCUCUCCAAGUCCGUCCAUCUCGACACCACAGCCCCCGAAGAAACGGUAGCCGUGAUCGUCGUCCUCCGUUCUGGACUUGCCAUGUUCGACGGCUUCAUGGACAGCCUGCCACAGAACCUCUCGACAGCAGUCUACCACCUGGGUAUCUUCCGAGAUCAGACGACGCUGCAGCCGGUGGAGUAUUACAACAAACUGCCUCUUAAGCCGGCGCAGAUUAAACGGGCGGUGGUGCUGGAUCCGUUGAUCGCGACGGGUGGGACGGCGGCGGCGGUUGUUGGGAUUUUGGAGGAAUGGGGCCUGGAGAAGGUAACUUUCCUGUCAAUGCUCUCGACACCAACGGGAUUGUCUCAUGCAGCCGGAGUGUGGCCGGAGGGGAGUCGGUUCGUGGUAGGCGCAGUGGAUCCGGAGGUGAAUGCCAAGGGGUAUAUUCAGCCCGGGGUAGGGGAUAUUGGAGAUCGGCUGUUUGGGACGGUCUUCUGA